GCAAAGUCCUCCGGAAAGAAAAAGCGUCUAGUGCUAAGCCGGAAGACUGGACCCGGGACGGCUUUAGCGGGCCGCCCUGGCUGUGAUGAGAGCUGCUGGUGAAUCCAGGCCCUGGUGCGCCCACCCGCCCGCCGCAAGGAUGCUCCUGGGGUUUCGCAGAGGCCGCAGGCACCAGUUCAAACACAUCGUCCACGGCCUUCUCCCUGCAGCCAGCAUCGCUCCGAAGCCGGCCGUGCCCCGCACGCCUCCUCCCCGCAGCCCCAACCCGUCUCCAGAGAGACCAAGAUCCGCCCUGGCUGCAGCCAUCCUGGCGACGACACUGACGGGGCGGACCGUUGCCAUCCCCCAGCCUCGCCAGCCACGCUCCCGGUCUGAGAGUGACACGACCUCCGUGGAAAAGGACAGCUUCAUCGAGCCCUAUGCCACCUCCUCGGAGCUGAGACUUCGACUAAGUGGGCAGAGUGAGGUGGGAAGAAGGACUUCUCUGCCAUCCUUUGAGACACUGGGCUAUGGGGAAGAAGAGGACGCUGAGUCCCAGGUGUCAUCCAGCUGCGAGCAUUCGGGGCAAGUCAGUGCCCGGAGAGAAGAGGGAGGUCGCGUUGAGGACGUGUAUGCCGUGCCACACAGAAAUCAGGUGCCAUUGUCCCGUGGGGUGGACAGCGAAGACGAUGAGAGUACUUCUACUCAAGACGGGUUUCCGGGCUCACCUGUCACACCAUGGCAUACCCAGCAAACAGAUAAUAAACACUCUGUUCUGAAUAUAAAGGAUGAAAAACCUCCAUUGUGUGAAAAACCUCCACCCUCCCCAGAUAUUACUGGUAGAGCACGUCAGAGAUGUAUGGAACUAACCAAAGAAAAGUUUGAGGAGUUAAAAGAGGAAAAUUUGCACCUGAACAGUGCAAAUCAAACCCUUAGCCUUGAGCUAAACGUCAUGAGACAAGCAAUGAAAGAACUGCAACAAAAACUGAAGAGAAUGGAAAAACAGAAGGAAAAGCUAAAAGAGGCUGAGAAGGCACCAUCGCAAGAAGUUACCACACCUGAAUUACUUUGUCUACAAAAACAAGCUCAAGAAUUGGUGGACGAAAAUGAUGGGUUGAAAAGGACCGUCCAUUGUUUGAACGUAGAACUCAGUCGGUACCAGACAAAAUUCCGGCAUUUGUCCAAGGAAGAGAUUUUAAAUAUUGGAGGCCUCCCCUCACAGGGCCCUACGCCCCCCUGGUUGUUGGAUAUAAAGUACCUGUCGCCGCUGCUGCUAGCUUAUGAGGACAGGAUGAAAGAGAAGGACGAGCUCAACGCCACCCUCAAGGAGGAAAUGAGAAUGUUUAGGGUGCGAGUCCAAGAAGUGGUGAAAGAAAACGAAGAAUUGCACCAAGAGUUAAAAAAGAGCAGUCCCGUCACCAGCGAGGAAUGGCAAGUGAUGACAGAGCUUUCUGCACCUGAGUCUCGGUAUCUAAUCUUGUCGCCUGAUGGCAGGCGGCAGCUUCAGACUCAGGCGGAGCUGGUUUUGGAGGAGAACAAGUUGCUGAUAGCGCAGCUGGAGAUUCAGCAAACGAAAGCUACGGACGCCCACCAGGAGCAUCUCCAAGAAGUUUCCAAGCUGACCAAACAGCUAAUGCUUCUGGAGAACAAGACGCAGGAGCAGGAAAAGGAGCUGACCGAAAACCAGGAGCAGCUGGAGAGUCUGCGCGCCCAAUGCCAAGAACUCCAGGCGCAGCUAAAUGGCAAAAUCGCAAUGAAAGUCCAUACGUCAAUUGUAAACGAAUUAAAAAGCCAGCUGCAGAAGGAGGAAGAGGAGCAAAGCGCCGAGAUGGAAGAGCUGAUGGAGAAGUUGACGGUGCUGCAGGUGCAGAGAAAGAGCCUGCUGAUGGAGAAGAACAAUUUGAUGGCGAAAAACAAAGCGCUGGAAGCUGAAUGUGAAAGGGCACAGAAAAUAAAUAGGAGAUCUCAAAAGAAAAUCGACGUCCUCAAAAAGCAGGUGGAGAAGGCCAUGGGGAACGAGAUGUCUGCUCACCAGUACUUGGCGAACCUCGUUGGCCUGGCGGAGAACGUGACCCAGGAGCGGGACAGUCUCAUGCACUUGGCUAAAUGUUUAGAAAGUGAGAAGCAUGGAGUUAUGAACAAAAUCAUAAAAGGCAAUAUUCGCUUGGGAAAGUUAGAGGAAAAAGUUAAGGGCUACAAGAAGAAGACAGCGCUGAAGCUGGGGGACAUCAGCCACCGCCUGGUGGAGCAGCAGGAGGACUUCGCCGGCAGGGCGGCCCAGUACCGGCAGGAGAUGAGGCUCCUCCAGCGGAGGCUCAGGGACAAGCAGGACGUCCUGGACGAGGCGCUGCGGCAGAAGAGAGAAAUGGAAGGCGAGCUUGAAGUUAUCUGGGCGUGCACCUCCAAGGAAAACCGGAGAAUCCGAGAGCUGCUGCAGGCCACGCUGGCCAGGACGGGCGCGUGGGACGGCCCCGGGGACCCGGAGGACCCCGGCCGCGACGGCCUGUCUCGGGGAGACCUGCUGGUCGGUUGCGAUUUCAGCUACUGCGACGUGAAGCCGCCCGCCGUCGCCUGCCACCGCGUGCAGGAGCCCCCCCUGCCCGAGAGCCCUGCCGUGCCCAGGCUGGGCACGGACGGUCCCCUGCCCCCCGAGGACAGCCCGCAGCGGCAGGGGGACUCGCAGAAGCCCUCCGAGCGCUGCAGGGCGAGCAGGAAAUGAGCUGUGUCCCUCUGCAUUCAAUCCGCUUCUAACGUUUCCUUGCUGAACUGCUUCCAGCAGCCGCAGUGCCACUGAGGCCAGCUCGGUGAGGCCCGCGCCCAGGGUGGCAGGUCACGCGCGGCGCUGGCCUGUCUCCCAGCUCUCAGAUGUGUGGCUGGGAACGCAGGGGAGGGACAGGGCAGGCGGGACAAACCCUGGUGCUGGCGUCAGACGGAGGUGUCGCCGGGGCAGCCCGUCGCCGGGGGAGCCCGUUGCCGGGGGCGGUGGUGACGACGGCCGUGUGCCGCCCCGGGUGGCGUUUUCUCGUUUGCUAAACUCCAAGUUGCUGGCACUCGUGGCCUCGUAGGUUGCACAAAACCUGCUCUUGCCUCUUCCCUGACGCUUCUCCAGCCCCCGGGGAGGUAAUUUAUUCUGGGGCCACGCAGCUCCCGCCUCUGCGACGAAGACCCUGGCUCUGCACACCGAGGCAGAGUCGCUCCCUCCUCUCUGCCGCCACCGAGAGGGGACCAGGGCCCGAGGGGGGGCCCCUCUGUGCCGUCUCUGGUAACUUAUCCCGGCCGCUCGGGCCCCCGCUGGGGUUGCCUGGUGUAGGUGACAGACACCCACAGCCGCCGCCCGGGGCCUGCUGCCAGGGCUCAGGGGCGUCGGGCUACACGGGACCCCGAAGUUCGGGCGGGGAGGGCCGGCGCCCGAGAAACACACCCCCCCCCCAGCAGCGCCCGCGUGGCCCGGCCUUGCGCCGUGUCCCGGGUGGAAGUGACGCAUGCGAUCUUCGGUGGCUGGGUGGAAAGUCGAGAUCGAAAAUCCUAGUUCUUUCACACUUUUUUUUCUUUGCUGUCUUAAAAGGCCUUGAGUUCUUUCACAUUUUAUUAAACUUGUUCACCGUUUAAA
Microcebus murinus (gray mouse lemur) is the source of this 3589-nucleotide messenger RNA. The record is from RefSeq and is a predicted model, not a curated record. NCBI's taxonomy places the organism in Eukaryota, Metazoa, Chordata, Mammalia, Primates, Cheirogaleidae.